Effrenium voratum is the source of this 1053-nucleotide messenger RNA. The record is from the annotation of a GenBank genome assembly. NCBI's taxonomy places the organism in Eukaryota, Dinophyceae, Suessiales, Symbiodiniaceae.
AUGGCCAACAGCGCGUGGGCGCCAACCUGCGUCACGCCCGGCGAUGACCCAUCAGCGCGCGCAAUCGAACGUGCUUCCUCUCAGAGGUUGGAUGAAUGGUGCGAGCAAAGAUGUGGAGAGGUGAACCUGCUCAGCUUGGUAGAAGCAUUUCACCUUGCUGGCCAACUUGAGGAGACAUUCAUAGAUGCAGCGCGACGUGCCCUACUGCGGCAUGCCAGCGUGAGAGACGAGCCGGGCAUGGAGGAUCCUUCCGUGCCACAGGAGCUCCAGAUCCUCCCGUCGGAGUUGCAGUCCAACGCAGUGACUGAGCCCAGGGUCCUUGCUCGUGUGCCAGGGCUUUUCGUGCUGUGGAAACCGCCUGGAUGGUCGGCAGCCACGGUCGACCAGGCCGUGGGGUCUGCCCAACCCCUGGCUUUGAAGGAUUGGUUGCAAGAGCACUUUGGGCACCUUCCCAUAGUUUGCGAUGAAGGAGUUACCUUUGGCAUGGUCCAUCGACUCGACCGUUUUACAUCGGGCGCAUUGUUGUGGGCACCUUGUUACAGGGGUUUGUAUGAAGCGCGGCUUCAGUUCUCAGCAAGGAAGGUCUGCAAAGAAUAUCUUUGCCUUGUACGAGGACACUUGAAGAAUGAGCUCCCAUUUAUGAUCAAGGCACCCAUCUUGGAGACCGAGUCAGAGAUGGGCAUGGCAAGAAGUAUCGUGUCCGAAUUGGGCAAAACGGCAAUGACAGAGGUGAUGGAGGGCGUGAACUUUGUUGAUGUGGAAGGUCAACACAUGAGCAUGCUGAAGGUACGCAUCCACACAGGACGCACACACCAAAUCCGAUGCCAUUUGAGCCAUGAGGGGCAUCCGCUGGUUGGCGACCCUGUUUAUGGCGGUCCAACGCCGCCCUGGUGCAGCAGGCAUUGGCUGCAUGCUUGGAAGUUGAGUCUCGUAAUGAGUUCUGGCCAAGUGGAGGUGAAGGUACCUUUGCCAUCAGAUUUGCGGGGAACGCUGGAAAGGCUACGUCCGGCCCAAGAAAAUGAGGCGCAAAGGCUUAGCACUUGGGGUUUGUGA